Molecule: messenger RNA, 6470 nt
Organism: Polypterus senegalus (gray bichir)
Lineage: Eukaryota; Metazoa; Chordata; Cladistia; Polypteriformes; Polypteridae
Product: ras-related C3 botulinum toxin substrate 3
Exons: 6
Coding region: 132-710 (192 amino acids)
Biological process (GO): regulation of actin cytoskeleton organization; regulation of cell shape; small GTPase-mediated signal transduction
Cellular component (GO): cytoskeleton; cell projection; cytoplasmic vesicle
Molecular function (GO): GTP binding; GTPase activity; protein kinase binding
Source: RefSeq, a predicted model, not a curated record
CGUUCGGCAGUCGGCUCCUGAUUGCUGCAGCUGGCUCGUAUGCGCGCUCGGCUGGCUUCACGGCGAAGCAGAUCCGUUAGUUAGAAUUUACAGCCACCCCGGCUCGUUGCGAGCAGCCUUUUCUUCGUCCAAUGCAGGCUAUAAAGUGCGUGGUUGUGGGCGAUGGCGCUGUGGGUAAAACCUGCCUACUCAUCAGUUAUACCACCAAUGCCUUCCCUGGUGAAUACAUCCCCACCGUCUUUGACAACUACUCUGCUAAUGUGAUGGUAGAUGGGAAGCCUGUAAACCUGGGAUUGUGGGAUACUGCUGGCCAAGAGGAUUACGACCGACUCCGACCUCUUUCUUAUCCACAGACGGAUGUGUUCUUGAUAUGCUUUUCCCUAGUAAGCCCAGCUUCCUUUGAAAAUGUCAGAGCAAAGUGGUAUCCAGAGGUGCGGCAUCAUUGCCCAAAUACGCCCAUCAUAUUAGUAGGGACAAAGCUGGAUUUGCGGGAUGAUAAAGAUACCAUUGAGCGUCUCCGUGAUAAGAAAUUGGCGCCCAUCACUUAUCCACAAGGACUUGCCAUGGCUAGAGAGAUUGGGGCUGUGAAGUAUUUGGAGUGUUCGGCUCUCACCCAGCGGGGCUUGAAAACCGUCUUUGACGAAGCAAUCCGGGCUGUACUGUGUCCACCGCCAGUCAAGAAACGCGGAAAGAAAUGCACUGUGUUUUGAGGGAAGACAAACGGCCGCCUUCUCAGGAAAAGUAAUGUUGAAUGGGGUUGAGGGGACAACAACAAAAAAAAAAUCCACAAAAUAUACGUGAAUAGAUGAUGUUUUGUUUGCUUUUACUUGUAAUUCAUGAGUAUGUAUGAGUAUGGACAAGAGGGGAGAUGGGAAAAAAAAGAUGGUGGGGGGGCCACCAGAGUGCAGUGGCUCUAUACAGAGAGAAAACUCUGGGGGUCGUCUUUGUGUUUGUGAAAGGAAAAUAUAGGAAAUGUCUUUGUAUAAAUUGCAUGGAAGUAAAUAUCAAAAGGAACAGAAAUGAACAUAUGUCAAAUGUUAAAAAAAAAAAACAAAUACUAUUUUUAUUAAUUCUAAUUUAAAUUGCCACUUGCUGAUCCGGUCAAGUGUGAAGAGUGCCGCCCCUUUAUUCUUCCAAAAUGUUACUCCCUGAAAUCUCGUUUUGAUGACAGUGUUACAGAGGGAGCUUGGUAGCAAACAAUGAAAGUGUUACUCCUCUUCCGUAUUUGCUAGUUUGCCUAGAUUUGGGUUUUUUUGGUGAAGUUACAUUGAAAUAAAGAGGGACAGCCACGCGAGCCGAUGCCUAACGGUGGUGACGAGUAGUGCGUUUAUGUAAGAUAGGAACAUUCAUUUGUGUCUUUUUUUUUUUGCGUUUCAGUUUGUUUUUACAUUUCCGAACUGACGUCUCUUGUAUGGUACGUUUUCUUUAUUACUCUGACAAAAUAAAUAGGCAGGCGUAUCUAAAAUUCCGACUGGACGUUUUGUUAAAUUCUUUUCUGUGUAAAUUAGCGUUGUGUCAACACACACACUUCAACGCAGCUUUCUUCUUUCUUGCAUUUACUUUUGUCCUUAAAACGUUUGUAAAGUGACUCCUGGUAGGUCGGUCUGCCAAUUAUAUGUGAACAGUGAUGUUAAUAAAGGGCUUAAAAGAUAGGAGGCCUUGUUGCCAGUAAUGGUCAUCCGCACCCAGUAAAGGCGAACCGCGUUUAUCAAAGACUGAGCUCUCGUGAGAUCGCUUCGGCCAUAUUGACUUUGGGCAUCCCUUCAAGUGUGUCAUUUUGAUUAAUGUAUGUUCAGUAAAUCCCCCCCCUAUUGCCCCACGGCUGUUCUGAAUUACUGCCACAUGCUGUCUGAGACAUUUAAGGGUGCCCAUGAUUUUAAAUUAGAAACGUGGACAGAGGCAUUCAUGUAGUUAACAUGCAAGCGAAUACGAUGAGAGGAUAGAGAAGCACAAAGCAAUUCAUCAGUCGGAGCUGAGAUCCGUUUACCAGUGCAGACGUUUCCCACCUUCACGCUGUCCAUUCGCUGCUCUGGUCAUCGAAGCCUCACAAGUUGGUAAAUGCAAAUCUCACCGCUUCUUAACCUGAAGAAAAAGAAGAAUUUCACUUCUAAAAAAUGCCCGAUUAAAGUCUGUCAGAACUUGCCAGCAAUUUCAAACAAACAAACAGCCCAGGCUUUUCUUAUCCUGACAGGGGAAGGGGCAGUGUGGGGUUUGGGUACUGCGUGGUAAGGGGUGCUGUGCCAGAUGGCGUGUGAGCAACUCGUAGCACUAAUUACAGUUGGUGAGGUGCUUACACCUGAAUGGAGUUUGUGUCGAUGUGCAUCUGUAAAGGGGAGAAAAAACAAACAAACUUAAGGUUAUUACCACCCUGAAAAGAAAAGAAACAGAGACAAUGCUUCAGCUGUAAAGUCUUCAUCAGUCAUGGCACCUUCUGAAGGCUCAACACUUUGUGUCUUUUACCUUCUUUUCAGCCUUGUCCUUUACGCUUGAAUAGUUCAAAAUACAAAACUGGUAUGUCAAGUGUCCAAUGUAGCCUACCAAGUGUUGUUUCUGAUCCAGACUUGCUGCUGACCAGCUCAGUGCCAUCAGUUUCAGCAGCUGGCACACACACAUCAGGCCAAUGCUCGAAAGAACAAGUCUCCUCACGCAGUUGGCAUAGAUGGUCAGAAUUCCAGCAUUCACACAAACUUCUUUGGUAAAGACCCUUUGUUGUGGCGUGUGAGUGGGCAGUUUUUGUCAUGCGUUCUUCACAAAGCCUGAGCAGAAUAGGAUGUUGUAUUUCCUGUCUGCCUUUGACAAAAUAGAACAUGAGGUCUCGUGGGAGGACUGGAGUUCAAGGUUGGUCCGUGACUGCGUUUAUUUGGAUUUGAGCUAUGCCAGGCACAUCGAGGUGUCAGUUCAUUUAGCUGUCUCCAUGCUGCCUUCUGUGUGUGUUCUCUGGGGGCUUCUCAUUCUGCUUGCAAUUCUGACUUUAGUCCUCCUUCUCUGUGCCGUUAGUGAUGCACCCCAGUGGUGUCCCCAUCUAGAAUGAGUUCAUAUCGCCCAUGGUGACUCAACAUAUGAAGUUUUGGAGUGGAGUGUAAAGCAUCAGAAUUUAAAAAAGGUGCCCAGGAUGUUGGACGAGGCCGUAUCGCUGGCACCUCAAGCCCAUGACUGUGUUUGUAGAGGGUGAGUGGCACAAGGCCCAAGAACAAUGUGCAGGAGGCUGUAAAGACUUAACACAGUAAGGCCUGGCUGUUGGUAAACUGAGUGAGUUGCUGGGAGUUUCUAGAAGGUGUGAACAAUCAGGACCGUGUACGGGGGGCACAGAGACCUCCUCAUCUCGCCUCAUUCUCGGCAGCUUCUCCAAUACCCUUCCAGAAAAUAAUAUGGUCAGCACUAGAUUGUGGAGUUUAAAGCCAGUUGUGGAUACACAGAGCCCAUGUUACCAGAAAGGUGACAGCACGGCCACGGCAUUGUAUUUGUGUUUCUAACCCGAUUUUUCUCUCAUUUUGAGUAAUUCACAGUAGAUUAUUGUUGUUGUGAGAGAGGAUGCAAAGAUGGAAACUGAGUGGAGAAGGCAAGUCACAGCAACGGGCAAAGCUGACAUUUCAGUUCAUUUUGUUGCAGUGACACAGUAAACCUCAGUUUGGGGUUUUUGGAGUAGCAAAGGUGCCCAGGAUUAUCAUUACUGGCUGGCAGGAGAGCAAAAAACAAAACUUGUAUCUGAUGGGUAUACAAAGGAAUUGCAAAACACGAGGUACAUUUAGGGUGUUUAAAUUGCUGGCAAAAAUCUAGGAAUAAAGCAUAUUGGGGUGUAGGUGUACAAUUCUACAAAUCUGCAAUUUUAGAAACGUUUACAUGAAUAACACUUUCUAUCUGCAGUAUUUUAUAAACAGUCCAAAAAGAGGAAAAGCCAAAAAAAAAGCUCUGAGAGUCGAGUGUGCUCGGCACCUUUCAAAAUUCACAAAGUGACGGCAUAAAUAUCAAAUCAUGGGGACUCUAAGCGCAGGGCACCCACCUCUCGUUACUUUUAGCCAGGGUCCUUCACGUCAAGACAGUUGAGCUUGGUGGUUGAGUAGAGUGAGAUGUGUACUUGGCGUGGACUGUAGAGGUGUUUUGCUAAAUUUUUCUAAACUGAAAUUUAUUUUUUACUUGGCUGGCUCUCAUUAAGUCUUGGAUACCAAAAUAUGCUGCCACAAAAGUGUGUGUCGGAAAAAAACGCCGGAGGAGCACGGAAUAUGUGUAUUCAUGUAGAGUCCUGAUCAGUGGCAUCAGGGCGGGCACUGGAGCUUGUGAGAAGAAGCUUGUUGUGCAGCCAGGGUACCAAACAGGCUGCCAUGGUGAGGGCUGGGUUUUGGGUUUUGUUUGCCUCCAGCAUUAUUAAUAAAGCUCCACACACACUGGGCCACAGGGAGGUGACAGUCCCAGCAGGUAGUGACAAGUACGCCUAUGAAAAGGCGUCGGCCACUUGGAAGCUUUCCUGUUUUAUUGUUGUGUGACAUUCAAUCAGAGUGGAUUUACAUUGGCUUAUUUGACAGAAAAGUCUUUAAUCUCAAACUGAACUGAUCUUGAGUUUAAUUAAUGAUGAAUAUAAAACACCCAAUACUGAGACUCAAGUUUUCACUUCCAUCAAAUUAGCCUUUAGUACAUGGCAGUCGUGACCGCCUUCAGUCUCCGUCUCUCUCAGCUUUGCACAUCUGCCAUUUCCCAUCCACUCGUCCUUUUUAAAUUGCUCAGGCUCUGUCAGGAGUCACGUUGCUCAUGCCUUUGUUAAGUCCUACCACAAAUUGUCCAUUGGAUUGAGCGCUGUUCUCUACCUCGGCCACUCCAAGACAUUCACAUGGUGGUUUUCAAGCUGUUCUUGUGUAGCUUUGCCUUUGUGCUUGUUAUCUCCAGGAUUUUCUUUAUUUUCAUGUUAGCCUCGCCAAGACGUCCAGAACCUUCUGUGUUAAUAAUGAUUAAUAAUGAUCAGUGUUUAAAUGUGACUUUUUCAGUCUGGCAGCCAAAACCCUCCAUGUUGGUCUCACCAGAGCUUGUCACGCUUUCCUACUCCUCCGAUGUCAGUUGGUGGUCACUGUCACUCUCUUUGUUGGAGAGCAUUAUGCAGAUUUCUAGCCGUGCCACUCUUUCCAUUUUUGAUUCAGUGUUUCAUUGAAGUGGAUUAUUCAGUGAUGUGGAUGUUUUCUUGUCUCUCUCCCCUGACUUGUGCUUUUCAUCCAGUUGCUUAUUCUAUUCUCUUGUCUUUAUUGUGCAGGUCAGGCCACCAUACAGACUUGCACAAGGUGACCCUUCCACAUUCAGGGGAGUUUACUUUGCAAUUAUCUUUAACCCCAGCCCAGUGGUCUACACUGAACCAAUUCUGGUCUGUGUCUUCCACUUAUAAUCUUAGAGGUGUCAUAUUAACAUCUUACGGGAUUCAUUAUUUAGUGUUUAAUUUUAAAGUGAAAACAGAUCCCUACAAAGUGAUCUAAAUUAAUUACAAAUAUUAGUCUUUUUCUAUUAAUAAGCCAAAAUGAAAUCCACUGUGAUUCAAUGUUGUAUAACAAACAAAUGUGACAGCAGGGUGUGAAUACACUUUAUAGGCGCUAUAUAAAACGUCCCGGCUGGUGUAGUCAAUAAUCCUUUAGCUGCUCUUCUACUAAUGCCUUGCUCUGAUUAGAGGAGCCCCUAAACUCUGAUACCCAUUAGUUGUGCCCACCGCUACCCUGGCCUCAAAGUGUGCAUAUAGGUGGGCAGAUGAAAGCACAUACCUUACAUGUAACAAAUGCCCUGUUAAAACUCACUGCAGCAUCCCAUGUAGAUAAUAAAGAGAAUCCACAUCCACACAGUUCAGUUCUGCAAGAAGCAGCCAUACAUUUACAUUUUUUAUACGUUAAAAGAAAUGUUUCUUUGUUGUGUUGUAUGAUGUGCUCUUGUGUUCAGAGCACCAUGUCAUUGGUGAUGCGAGUUGAAUAUCAUCUGCUACAAUUCUUCCUCCUUUAGGAUCUGCUGAAUGGGCAUUUAUCCACUUGGAAAACAAUUGUUUUAAGAUAUGUAAACUCCGUUUCUCCGCUAUCCAGCAGUCCACAGACUGAGCGUCUGGUAUUCUUUAGUCGUCUCCCACUUGAGAGUAAAAUGCUUAGCGCCCUUUGCUGGUUAAACCCACACACACACACACACACACACACACCCCUCACAGCAUGUGUCGGCCGUGUGAGGAGCAAAUUCCCUGGAGCAUGUUCUGGAAAAAUGCAUUUAAAAAAGAGAGAGAGAGGGAGAUGGCUGUUGAUUUCUCCAAAUGUUAUUCAGUUGCAUGGAAUCUGUUUGAAACCUGUGGAUUGAGUCUGGUCUUGUCAGUGAAAUCUCAUUCAUCUUCUCUGUGUAUAUGAUGAUGUUUUAAAAUUGCUCCAGAUGCGCUUGUAUAAUUUUUUUUUUAUUAACUAUUAUUCAUGUCAUAAAAAGCAUUGCAAAUGAAGCAUUUUGUAUAAUAAAUAUGGACUUAUGACUAA